Molecule: messenger RNA, 1065 nt
Organism: Durio zibethinus
Lineage: Eukaryota; Viridiplantae; Streptophyta; Magnoliopsida; Malvales; Malvaceae
Source: RefSeq, a predicted model, not a curated record
AAAACCUAUUUAAACUCUUAGGUGAUGGAUAUGCGUAAAGGAAAAGAACAACUCUUCUAGGAAAUGGCAAAGAUGGUGGCGAAAUUUGGGAGGAGAUUUGAAGGAAAAGUCGCAAUUGCAACGGCUUCCACUAAAGGCAUCAGCUUUGCCACCGCCGAGCGUCUCGGCUUGGAAGGCGCCUCCGUCGUCAUCUCUUCUCGCAAAAAGGAAAAUGUGGAUGAAGCAGUUGAAAAGCUUGAGAAUAAAGGAAUUGAAGUGUUGGGAGUGGUUUGUCAUGUCCAAAAUGCACAACAAAGGAAAGAUCUAGUUCAAAAGACUGUUGAGAAAUAUGGAAAAAUAGAUGUGGUUGUAUCAAAUGCUGCUGUAAAUCCAUCCGUAGAGCCAUUGUUGAAAACCCCAGAAUCUAUCCUUGACAAAAUAUGGGAAAUAAACGUCAAAGCAACUGUACUUCUUCUACAGGAGGCAGCUCCUUACUUGCAGAAAGGUUCAUCAGUUCUUCUUAUUUCCUCAGUUGUUGCCUUUCAACCGUGGGGUGCUAUGGCUAUGUACGGGGUAACUAAGACAGCCCUUCUUGGAUUGACCAAGGCCCUUGCAGCCGAGAUGGCUAUAGAUACUCGUGUAAAUUGUGUUGCUCCUGGUCUUGUUCCAACCCACUUUGCAGCAUACAUCACAAAAGAUGAAGCUGUAAGGAAGACUGCCGAGGAAAAGACCUUACUUAAAAGGCUUGGUACCCCAGAAGAGAUGGCUGCAGCAACUGCUUUCUUGGCUUCUGAUGAUGCUUGUUACAUUACAGGAGAAAAUCUUUUGGUGACGGGGAAUCCCCUCUAGACUUUAGUAUACCUUUCCAAUUUUUUUUGGGAAAAAUAAAUAAUGUUUAUAGAGAUCUCAUGUCCACUUGAUACUUGCAGUUGGUUUCCUAUUUCUAUAGCAAGAACUGAUUGUUUCUGCCUUUAAUGGAAAAAAACUUGAGGCAGAUUAAUAAAUUCAGGAGCGCUUCUCUUUUAAUUUACCAGAUUUGACCUUGAGAUAUAAAAUUUGCAAUGAAAAGUUCUCUGUAAAGAAAUA